Molecule: messenger RNA, 1412 nt
Organism: Papaver somniferum (opium poppy)
Lineage: Eukaryota; Viridiplantae; Streptophyta; Magnoliopsida; Ranunculales; Papaveraceae
Product: OTU domain-containing protein At3g57810-like
Exons: 6
Coding region: 224-1261 (345 amino acids)
Biological process (GO): endoplasmic reticulum unfolded protein response; protein deubiquitination
Cellular component (GO): cytosol; nucleus
Molecular function (GO): cysteine-type deubiquitinase activity
Source: RefSeq, a predicted model, not a curated record
UUUCCCCUUAGACGAAAAGGUAACGUGUGUGUACUUCGGGCGGGGUUUUUACUUUAUAUCUCGUGUCAUUAGUCAUUACGCCAAACAUCUAAUGUUCGAAAAUUGAACACCAAAUUGAAGAAAUCUCUGCAUAAUCGAGACGAAGACGUAAAAUUGUUCGUUAAUCUUAACCAACACUCAAACCAUUGUCUUUCUCGCAGCUGCAGACUCGGUGGAUGCUGACAUGAUAGCUUGCUCUCAUAUCAUUGUAUCCGCAAAACAAGUCACUCUCCUAACAGAGCGUGCUGCGAAGCAAAUGGGUGCACAUGUCCGUAAUGUUGUGUCCUGUUUACCAUCGAAUGCCAGCUGCUCGUACUUCCAUUCUGCUGAAUUUCAACCAAAAUAUGCAUCUUUGACCAUCUCCCGUGGAUUAUCUGGUUCAUCUACCAAUGCCUCUCAAGCUUUUCAAGGAUGCAGUUCUGUUUUUAGCUUCUCAAAACAUAGGAGGAAGUCAAAAUCUGUAAUUGUCAAGAGUCUUCUAAGUAGUACGGGAAGCCAAACCUGUUGUUUUGGGAUGUCAUUGCCAUGUGAAAACACAAGUUUGACAUUGUCAUUGCCCAAACAAGAAAUGGUUACCAAAACUAGGUGGAAAAGAGGACACGCGAGUUGGGUGUGUGGAGCUGCCUCUACUGGCCUAUUGGGGACAUUAGUUUGCUUUUCAAGUUCAAAGCCAGUAUAUGCUGAAGCAUCUAAGGAUGAGAAUACUGAAAAGGAUGAAUGUGACCUGUCCUCUUCCCACGGAAAAAAGGUGUACUCUGAUUUUUCUAUAACUGGUAUACCAGGAGAUGGUAGAUGUUUGUUCCGUUCCGUGGCUCAUGGAGCUUGUGUGCGUUCUGGAAAACCAUCUCCAAAUGAGAUCCUCCAGAAAGAAUUGGCAGAUGACUUGCGUGCCAGAGUAGCGGAUGAGUUUGUUAGAAGACGAGAAGAAACAGAAUGGUUUGUGGAAGGUGAUUUCGACACAUAUAUUUCACAGAUUAGAAAGCCUCAUGUGUGGGGUGGCGAGCCUGAGUUGUUUAUGGCCUCACAUGUUCUCCGCAUCUGUAGGAUGCCAAUCACUGUGUACAUGUUUGAUGGGAAUGCUGGAGGCCUGAUAAGUAUAGCCGAGUAUGGUCAAGAGUAUUAUGGGGGAAAAGAUGAUCCAAUUAGAGUUCUCUAUCAUGGUUUUGGCCAUUAUGAUGCAUUGCAAAUUCCUGGUACAAAAUCUGUUAAAGCAAGACUUUAGCUUUUAUAUAUACACGAGGGAAUACUACCAACGCCUUUCAUGUAAUUCUAUGAACACCCAAACGCAUGGUAGUUACCAGAAAAUAUGAUAAUAAAAGAAAAAAAGAUGAUAGUCUUCUUCCAUGGGUUAAUAAGAAAACUGGUGAGUUAGU